This is a messenger RNA of Trichogramma pretiosum, 638 nucleotides long. RefSeq lists its product as uncharacterized. The record is from RefSeq and is a predicted model, not a curated record. Gene Ontology annotation, cellular component: plasma membrane. The transcript has 6 exons. NCBI's taxonomy places the organism in Eukaryota, Metazoa, Arthropoda, Insecta, Hymenoptera, Trichogrammatidae. Gene Ontology annotation, molecular function: odorant binding; olfactory receptor activity. Bases 164 to 616 code for a protein of 150 amino acids. Gene Ontology annotation, biological process: detection of chemical stimulus involved in sensory perception of smell; sensory perception of smell.
AAGAAUACUCAAUUGAUUGGAUAUACUCUUCUUCACAAGAGAAAGUUUUUUUAAAAAGAUAUUUAAAUACGGUUUCCAGUUACAUCAAUUGUUUAUCUCGCAAAGCGUUCAAGAGCUUCUAAAUGUUCGUAAUCACGAUUCAGUUUAUCAACGUAUUUGCCUUAUGGUCCAACGACAUCAAUUCUGUCUAAACAUAACAAAUAGUAUUCAAGCAAUGGCCAAUCCAAUUUAUUUAAGUGUUAUGUUUAGUUUAAUGGUGUGCAGUAGUGUUGCAGGUUGCAUGAUGGUCAUCCACUUCAAUAAUGAUACAAAUUUUGCAAUCAUGAUGGCAUUUGUUUACGUUAUGACUUUUGAAUUUACAUUUGGAGUAUGCAUUUUAUCCCAAAAAUUGUAUGAUUGCAACUACAAUAUUUUUAUUUCGUGUUAUGAUUGUGGCUGGUACAGACUUGCCCCGAAAAUGAGGAAAAAUUUACAACUUAUGAUGUCUAUAUCUAUGGAACCUUCUGGUAUAAAGUGUGGACCAUCUCUUCCAUUCAAUUUCGAAACUUAUGGAAAUAUCGUGCGUUUAUCUGCAUCGUAUCUAACUGCAUUAAUAUCAAUUCUUACACUGGAAUAAAAUAAGGCAAAUGAAAUUUUAC